AUGACGCCGCACUUCCUGGCGAAAAUGAUGGCAUCGCCUUACGCUUCGCCCAGUCCACCGCAGUAUCCAUUGGAGAGAAAGCUGAAAAAGCCCUUGAUGGAGAAACGUCGUCGAGCUCGCAUGAACGAGUGUUUGGAUCAGUUGAAACAUCUCUUAUUACAUAUUUCACCAAAUCACCGUACCAAGUUAGAAAAGGCAGAUAUCUUAGAAAUGACCGUUGCAUAUCUCAAUCAGAUGCAACAUCCACCUUCACCCUCUACAUCAUUCGACAACAAUGCUAUUUAUCAACAGUCUUAUGCAGAAGGUUUCGCUGUAGCUGCCUCAGCUUGUCUAACUUACCUGCAGAAUACUCUACCGCCUAAUGAGUUUGCCCCUCAAGCACAGCAGUUCAGAAUUGGGCUCAUACAGCAUCUUCAGUCUGUGAUGUCGAGUCAUGUGAAUGCAGCAGGUGAAGAUCCAGGAACGGUUCCGCCCCAUCCAGCAAUUUCUUAUCUCCCGACAAACUUCCAAACUCGACCACCGUUAACUGGUACUUAUUUAGCUUCGAAUUACUUAUCAAGUCCGGCUUAUCCAACCACUCCUUGUGUUGUAUAUCAACCGAAUAUUUCUGGACCCUAUGGUAUUCCGGUGUUACGCACAACGGUUCCUACACCCUUGCAAUCAAAUAUCCUUUCUAUUUCGAAAGAUUUGGUACCGCGACCUAUUGCCGUUGUCGGUGCGCAACCCACAUUGUCUGGAUUCUGUAGUAAUCAUCAGGAAAAAUGCGGUGAACAUUCAGAAUCAACAAAAGGAAAUGGAACCAAGGAUAAAAUUAAUGGAUUGGAGGAAGUAGGAACUGUAAGGGAUAUAAAAGUUUGGCGGCCGUUCUGAAAGUAUAUCGAUUUCGACUGCUUGGGCUCGAAUU
Loa loa (African eye worm) is the source of this 904-nucleotide messenger RNA. RefSeq names its product helix-loop-helix DNA-binding domain-containing protein. The coding region runs from base 1 to 870 and encodes 289 amino acids. The transcript is spliced from 3 exons. Gene Ontology annotation, molecular function: protein dimerization activity; DNA-binding transcription factor activity, RNA polymerase II-specific; RNA polymerase II cis-regulatory region sequence-specific DNA binding. NCBI's taxonomy places the organism in Eukaryota, Metazoa, Nematoda, Chromadorea, Rhabditida, Onchocercidae. Gene Ontology annotation, biological process: regulation of neurogenesis; anterior/posterior pattern specification; regulation of transcription by RNA polymerase II. The record is from RefSeq and is a predicted model, not a curated record. Gene Ontology annotation, cellular component: nucleus.